UGUACCCGGAUCCCACUCGCCGGAUCACCCACACGGCCGAACGACACGGCCCGGAUUCCGGUGACGGUGGAUCGAGUCAGCGCCCCCUUUCCCCCCCAGAGAGGAGACAGCCCACCGUGCGCUUCCCUUCACUCAGAUACACAGUGCCAUUCCAAAGAACCAUUGCUCACAGCUGUGCUAAACUAUAAUUGCUACGCAUAUUGAUAGAUAAUAUUUAAGGAUCUUGAAAAGCUUUGUGUUAUUUAUAUUCAAUAACUUAUAUAAAAAUUGCAUCUCUAUCCCAUAAGAACUUUAUUAUACUAGAGUAGAGAUAUUUGCACGAAUGAGAAUUUUGAAGAGGAUCAAUUGGAUAUUUGUACAUAAGUCUAAUAUUCAUCGAUGCGAGCAAGCAAAUUGUGAUUAAAAUCAUCCAGAGAUGUUACCAAAGGGAGGUUGAACUAAUUUUGUACCGCACAAAGAGUACUAGAUUUGAAGUAAAAUGACCAAAGGUGUGAUGACAAAUUUGUACUAGUUGCAAAUUUUUUUGGUGACAUGCCAUUCACUAUGUCUUGAGCAAAAUUCGUGAAGGAGGGAAAAUUUAUUUUGGCAAUUGCUGUAAGCGAAUCAUUGAGUACCAAACAUGGCGAGAAAGAGUGACAAUGCUAAAAGCAUUAACAUCGCGGUGGUCGGACUGUCUGGCACAGAAAAGGACAAGGGACAAGUCGGCGUCGGCAAGUCGUGCCUGUGCAAUCGCUUCAUGCGUUCCAUGAGCGAUGACUACAAUGUAGAACAUAUUUCGGUAUUAUCGCAGUCUGACUUCAGCGGGCGUGUGGUGAACAACGAUCAUUUCCUGUAUUGGGGCGAAGUGAUGAAACUGGCGGAGGACGGAACGGAGUUUCAGUUUCAAGUCAUCGAGCACACGGAAUUUAUAGACGACGCGUCGUUUCAGCCGUUCAAAGGCGGUAAAAUGGAGCCGUACGCGAAGAGAUGCGCGGCCACGAAGAUCACGAGUGCGGAGAAACUCAUGUAUAUCUGCAAGAAUCAGCUGGGUAUAGAGAAAGAGUACGAGCAGAAGGUCCUGCCCGACGGUAAGCUGAAUAUCGACGGAUUUCUAUGCGUGUUCGACGUGAGUCUCGUACCAAAUCGGGCGAUAGAGAAGCAAGUCGAGAUUGUGGCGAAUAUCUUGAAUAAUCUGAUGAAAACGAAGAAACCAGUCGUGCUGGUGACGACUAAGAAUGACGACGCGAACGAGCAGUUCGUCAAGGAAGCCGAGAAGCUGAUAAUGCGAAAGGAGUAUAAAGGAUCGAUUUUGAUCAUCGAGACAUCGGCGCACGAGAACAUCAAUGUAGAUAUGGCCUUUAUGAUCUUGGCGCAAUUGAUCGACAAGACGAAGAUGCGCAGCAAACUAAUACCGUUUGCCGAAGCAGCCAGGGCCCGGAAGGAAUUGUUAGACGCAUCGACGGAAUCGUUGCAGCGAUUGAUCCGAAUACAUGUGACCGACUAUCGCGCCCUGUGGUCGCAGGCCUCGAAGAAACUCGCGCAAUUCAAGGAGUUCACCACUUUCGUAGAAUUGUUCGGUAUCGAAGCGACGCAGAGACUAUUCAGAAGGCAUAUUAAGAAAUUGAAGGAUGAACAGAUAGCGAAGAAGAUACAGGGCUACUUGGACAUGUUGCCGGAUAUACUUCACGAGAUUUGUCCGGAUAUAUCGAAUUUAAUUAACGAGGAAUGGUCGGCGGUGCAACAAUAUAUAAAGGCGCAUCCUGAUUUUGAUCAGUACUUCUACGAAUGUCCCGAGGACAUACCGUGGAUCGAUUGUGACUUUGGAGAAAACAACGGCACAAAAAUUCCUUACGACGUGCUGGAGACCCCCGAGGCGGGGACCGUAUUUAAGAAUCACAUAAAUGCCUUGCAACAAGAGCAACGGCGACUAGAACUUCCAAAAAGAUGGAAGAAACAAUUUAAGCAAUUAUUGGAAGAAACUGGCUAUGUUACACCUGGAAAACAUUUAUCUGAGGUUCGAGUUUUAUUUAUGGGCAGAGAAUGCUUUGAAGAGCUUUCUCAUCACGAUUGUCAAGAAAUUUAUGAUCAGCAUCAAAAGGAAAUUAUUGAAAAGGCAAAACACAAUUUUCAGGAAUUAUUGUUGGAGCACGCAGAUUUAUUUUAUCAUUUCAAGAGUAUAGCUCCAUCUGGAACUAUUACGCAAGACGAUAUAAAGGAAAUUACGGACGCUUUAUUGGACGAUUUUAGAUAUAAAGCGCUAGAUAGAUUAGAUCAAGAUCGAAAGCUAAUGUUAUUUCAACAUUUGGGAUUUGUGCAUUGUCCCAUAAGGGAGCACUGCCCAGCUUAUCCAAAUUGUAUGGACGCGCUGAUAGAAAGGAUACUUGGAACAAAAGCGCACAGACCUUCCUCAUGGAAUCACAGUAGUCAGUGGCAGUUAACAUCGGAUAACAAUCAAUUAAAUUUAGUCAUACUCGGGAGUAACGGACUGAGUGAGGAGUUUGCUCGUGAAAUAAGGGCACAAACGGAAGAUGACGAAGUAGAAAUAGAUUGUCAAUUGUACACUCUCGGAUAUCGCAUUAUAGACGGUGAUGUGGGACUGCCGCAUAACUCUUUCACUACAUCCGAUUUCAUGCCACAUGGAUCUUUUUGUAUCUAUUCGAAUGAGGAUUCGUUUGAAUACAUUCGAUCCUCUUUAGAGAAAACUCUGUUGUCGAAUCUAGAGCAAGAGGAUAGGCUACCAUUUCAAGGAUUGCCCAUUGUAAUAAUGUUUGUGCCAGAAGCCAUUAUCGAUGAAAUGGAAGCCAUAAAGCUCAGAGAAGAGGGACAGAAUCUCGCUGACAGUUUGCAGUGUCCCUUUAUCGAUGUCUGUAUAGACGAGCUGGAACAAGAAAAGCACAAAAGAUUUCCCACUUCGUUGGUGAAGGAUGCUUUGCAGCAACUUAUACAAUCCAUAAAUCACAGAGCUGGUUUUUUAAACAUAUAUCAGAGCGUUAUCGAAUGUUUGGAGCCUGAUAUCAGGAUAAUAAUGUGUAUGUUCUGUGGUGAUCCUUAUUCAGUCGAGAAUGUUCUCGGUCCUUUACUGAAUCAUCAAUGCUGCUUUCUCAGUGGAGAUAGAUCUAUAGUUUUGGAAACGUUUCUGGGAGAAUGCAAACGUCGAGUCGAAGUCAUUAUCUCGAGUUUUCAUGGAGCCAAUGCAUUCAGAGACGAAUUAGUGCACGGCUUUAUACUCGUUUAUUCUACAAAGAGGAAAGCUUCUCUCGCAACUCUAAAUGCCUUUUCCACAAACAUACCAAAUCUACCGAUACAAAUAAUGGCUGUGACUGAUACUGGCGGUGCGAAUGCUUUCUUCAGUAACGAUUUAAGUCAUCUACUUAUCACGGAGGGAAACGCUAUCGCAGAUAAAUUGGAGGCGCAUUUUAUGACAUCUGCAUCCAGCUGCCAACAAAAAACCGCAUUUUACACGCCCUUUUUCAAAGUGGUGUGGGAAAAGAAACCGGAGAUCGAGCAGGCGUUUAACAUGGAGGAGCCGGGGAAUUUGAAUGAUAGCGGAGAAGGCACUUUAGAGUAUUCGGCUUUACAUCCCAUGCCGCCACCGCGACACGAAAGCUAUCAUCUUCAAACGCCGGAUGACGGUAUGUCUGUAACUUUUAGAAGCGGCUCCGAGUCAUACGAGCAGUUGACGCCUGACGGUGAUCUGGGUGACACUGGUUUGACCGAACAAUUCGCCGAUCAUAGAGCCACGCCGAGCGACGAUAGUGACAUUUACAGCCAGGUCGACUUCUAUCGAGAGGAGAGGGAGAGAGAUCUAAUGAAGAAUGAAGAUAUCACGAACAAGCUAUCUGGUUGGGUGAAGGAUACGUUUAUGCAUCAAGAUGGAGUUACCAACAGUUAUCCACAUAGAGCCUUCACGACAGGUCGACGAUAUAUUUCCCAGAUUAAACCGCGACCAAAGGGAAAUAGUCAGACGUUGAAACAGCCCGGGAAAAUCAAUUUGAAAGAUUUUUCCAAUGUAACAGAUGCGAUAGCCAGGAUGACGAUUGGCGAGAAAGACGAGCACGGCCCGAAACUGACGAUGGGUCAUGCUCCUCUUGCCACACCAGAACUGGUAGAUCUCGGCUCCGAAUAUGCGCAGGUGAAAGAUGUCGUUCCGAGUAUGUAUUCUGCCUACGAUGGCGAUUAUAUGUACGCCCUGGUGCAGGAUUCUAUCGGCAACAACAAAUCUAAAUUGCGCCACCGACGUGAAAAGGGACAGCCAUCAUAUAGCGAUUCUGAUUCGGAAUGGAGUUCUUUGGAAAGGCAAAGGGCGACUGACGUCUUGAAUAAAACGAGUAAGAAGUCUUUGUCGCAUAAAAGAAUACGCAAAAAACGCACUGCAAUACCGGUUGCUACACCCAAAGUACCGUCAUUGGCAAGUAUGGGAAGUGGGGACGGUAUAGUCGGCUUGAAUUACAAUAUGAAAGACGAUAAGAACUGGCGCGUCGAUCCAGUGGAUAGAGUAUCUAGCGAAACGCCCGAUACUUCCGAAUCGAGUGAUCCGGAGCACACUUCGAGAUCCAGAUCAAAACAAUAUAAAUAUCCUGCUAUUAGUUUGCGGAAGAGAUUCUCUGGAAAUUCAUUGCAACAACAAUAUUUGCAACAUCCGUUUAACGUAAAACAUAUGCCACAGGAGAUGUUCAGCGCCUCCUCCAAGCAAAGGGGUGAAAAUACGUUUGGCAUUCCAGAUGAUGAAUCAAGUCUGGAUGUCUCCUCACCACGGGAAAUUAAUUCCCCUAGUUUCGGUAUAUUGAACAAGUCAAAAGACGGCGACAAGUUAGCCAGGAAGAAAGACAAGCAAAAGGCAAAAGAGGACGAAAAAUUGGAGAAGAGAAGACAGAAGGAAGAGAAGCUCAAAAAGCAUGCCGAAAAGGAAAAAGAGAGGGAGAAAAAGAAACAGGAAAAGAUAAAACAAACCAAAGGUCCAGGUGGGACACCGAUUUCGGGUCAAUCGCAGCAACCUUUAAUCGAGGAUUUUGCGCAGAGCGAAACGAAUCGGAUACCUUUAUUUCUGGAGAAGUGCGUGCGAUUUAUCGAGGACGAGGGAUUGGAUUCGGAAGGGAUAUAUAGGGUGCCCGGUAAUCGCGCACAUGUAGAACUGCUUUUUCAAAAGUUUGAAGAAGAUGGUAAUGUCGAUAUACAUUCUUUGGAUAUUCCUGUAAAUGCUGUCGCUACAGCCUUAAAAGAUUUCUUCUCCAAAAGGCUACCACCACUCAUCGACAAAGAACGUAUGAGUGAACUUGAAGAUAUAUCAGGUGCACGAGGUAUUAGCAAACCUAUGUCAGCUACUUGCAUGAACAUGGAAGAUCGAAGCGGCAGAUUGUUAGCCCUGCGUCUGAUGCUCAAGAAAUUAAAUCCAGUUAAUUUCGAUGUUCUCAAGUUUAUCUUCCAACAUUUUGUGAAGGUUGCAGAGAACUGUAAACUCAACAGUAUGGAUAGUAAGAACCUGGCGAUUUGCUGGUGGCCUACGUUACUACCGAUCGAAUUUAACGACCUCGGCAGAUUCGAAGCUAUGAGGCCGUAUCUGGAAGAUGUGGUCCAAACGAUGAUCGAUCAGUAUCCUUUCCUGUUCUGUGGCGAGGAUGCCGUUGUGAUGGUGUAGUGAUCAAACACGCUGCUACGCAGUGCAUAGUGCAACGGGACUGCAGUUUUUCUCGCGGACAACGGCGAUAGAAGCGACACAUCCGUCUCGUGGUAUAAGUCGAUUUCAUUUGUUUAUACGUUAUCGGCAAUUACGAUAAUAGACGUAAAUGAUUGGUCUCAAUAUAUAAUUUGUAUCGAUAUUAAACUUCGCUUUAGCACACACUUGUAAUAUUACACAAGGUCCUACAUAAGGCGCAUGGACGAUCAAACAAAGUCUAUUUAUGUUUAGUCAUUUCGUACUUGUUCAUUUUCGGAAUGUGUGACACGCAAGAUCCUCCUUUGCGGAAUGAUCACUCGAUGGUCCUAAGACAGUUGUUCGCGUGCGUGGAUCAGGUAAUAAUGCAAGAGUAAUAAGAGUCAAUCCAUGUGUGUCAUAACAGUAUGCAUGUAUCAUGUUGGAUGUAUCCAGAGCGAUGUAUUUAUUGAUAUUGUAUUAGGGAUAUAAGAUUCUCGAUAUUUGAUAAUAACGAUUAGCUUUAUAUAGUUAAAAAGGUAAGA
This is a messenger RNA of Formica exsecta, 6153 nucleotides long. RefSeq names its product rho GTPase-activating protein 190 (gene RhoGAPp190). NCBI's taxonomy places the organism in Eukaryota, Metazoa, Arthropoda, Insecta, Hymenoptera, Formicidae. The record is from RefSeq and is a predicted model, not a curated record. Gene Ontology annotation, molecular function: GTPase activity; GTP binding. The coding region runs from base 620 to 5614 and encodes 1664 amino acids. The transcript is spliced from 24 exons. Gene Ontology annotation, biological process: signal transduction.